Molecule: messenger RNA, 3522 nt
Organism: Stegastes partitus (bicolor damselfish)
Lineage: Eukaryota; Metazoa; Chordata; Actinopteri; Pomacentridae
Product: protein phosphatase 1L
Exons: 4
Coding region: 42-1133 (363 amino acids)
Biological process (GO): protein dephosphorylation
Molecular function (GO): cation binding; protein serine/threonine phosphatase activity
Source: RefSeq, a predicted model, not a curated record
AAAAAAGGGGGGAGAGACAGACCGCAGUUUGGUUGCGUGUGAUGAUAGGAGACACAAUGACGCUCUUGUCUCUUCUGGGUCGGAUCAUGCGCUAUUUUCUCCUCAGGCCGGAGACAUUGUUCCUUCUGUGCAUCAGUCUGGCGCUGUGGAGCUACUUCUUUCACACCGACGAGGUGAAAACCAUCGUCAAGUCCAGCCGGGACGCCGUGAAGAUGGUUAAGGGGAAAGUGGCGGAGAUGAUGCAGAAUGACCGGCUUGGAGGCCUCAGCGUCCUGGAUGCGGAGUUCUCCAAGACCUGGGAGUUCAAGAACAACAACGUAGCCGUGUACUCCAUACAGGGCAGGAGGGACCACAUGGAGGACCGCUUCGAGGUGCUCACCGACAUCACCAACAAGACCCACCCGUCCAUAUUCGGGAUAUUUGACGGUCACGGCGGAGAGGCUGCAGCUGACUAUGUGAAGGCCCACCUGCCCGAGACCCUGAAGCAGCAGCUGCAGGCCUUUGAGAGGGAGAAGAGAGAGAGCGCUCUGUCGUACGGCAGCAUCCUCGAGCAGCGCAUCCUGUCCGUGGAUCGCGAGAUGCUGGACAAGCUCUCCGCCAACCACGACGAAGCAGGGACGACGUGUCUGGUGGCGCUGCUGUCGGACAGAGAGCUCACGGUGGCCAAUGUCGGAGACUCACGUGGUGUGCUGUGUGACAAGGACGGGAAUGCUGUUGCGCUAUCACAUGACCACAAGCCGUAUCAGCUUAAAGAACGCAAGAGGAUCAAGAGGGCAGGAGGCUUCAUCAGUUUUAAUGGCUCCUGGAGAGUUCAGGGAAUCCUCGCGAUGUCCCGCUCCCUCGGGGACUACCCGUUGAAAAACCUCAACGUAGUCAUUCCCGAUCCUGAUAUCAUGACCUUUGACCUGGACAAACUGCAGCCAGAGUUCAUGAUCCUGGCGUCCGACGGCCUGUGGGACGCCUUCAGCAACGAGGAGGCGGUGCGGUUCGUCCGCGAGCGUCUGGACGAGCCCCACUUCGGCGCCAAGAGCAUCGUCCUCCAGUCUUUCUACCGCGGCUGCCCCGACAACAUCACCGUCAUGGUGGUGAAGUUCAAGAGCGGAGCUGGAGGGAGCAGCAAGGCGGGGGAGUAGGCGAGGGUCUGGUUUAGCGCUGAUCAGUAUGAUUUUUCCCCAUCUUCUGGGUAAAGCAGAAAGUACAAAAUCACAGGAAGAUGAAGGGAAGUUAGAAGAUGGACAAUGAGAACUGCACGCACACAUACAGACACAAACACACACACACGUAAAAAUGAGGGUCUGUUUUAUUCUAUUUAAAUUGAGAAAAGGGCAUUUAAAAACAAUGCAGAUAUUAUAACCGUCUGCUAGAAGAAAGACGAAUACAUGAAAGUACAGACGUUGAAGGCUGCGACACACUGGGGGAUUUGUCUCUUAACCAGCACACACCAGACUGUGAUUGCUUAACUACUGUUUACUGUACAUGCACACGAAUGGUACAGCUCCACUGGCGGCUUCUUCAGGGGAGGCUUCAACUCGUGCCUACUCAAGAAUUACUGUGCAACUUACAGGACGUUUCUGAAAAUGCAAUUGCAAAAACACCACCCAGCUUGCUGCGUUUCGAGGAUGCUCUAAAGUAUGGUAUGCGUCUAUUUCUGAGCAGGAAAAAUCAAUUUGUCAAACAUAAGAAGACCCCAGUGGAUCCUUACCUUUUAUUUAACUUGAAGUGAUGCUGCACCCAAAUCUAGCUUCUGAGUAUAGAACACUUCUGUAGACUUGAGAGGCGUUUUGUAUUUCGGCUGAGUUUGGCUUCAACUCUUGCGGGGUGCAACGGAUCGUAAAAGUCAUCACAGUGGGAAAAGGAAGAUUAAAUGUGGAGUCAAAGAGCAGAAGCUCUGAUUGAUUUGCUGUCAUGCAGUUUGACAUAUCAGAGCUGCCAUCACUGCUCUGUGGGAUUAGUUCAUAUUUAAGUGGCAUACUUUUUUUCAUGCAUCUUUAAAUUGAACUAAAAAACUCCUUUCAUCAUAUACAGACAGUCAAAAAGUAGAAAGUGUAAAUGUUGUAAGUCGGGUAACUGUGAGAACAUGACAGACGGUAGAUGUUGAAAUAACAAAAAUCUACAUUUAAAAGACUUUUUAAGGGACUUUAUUUUAAAACUUAAUCCCAAAUGUAUUGUUCAAAAAAGAUGGCAAGGAAAUAGAAUUUGUAAAUGGUAAUAUUAGUGAUUUAAUGAAAUGUUAAUGGCUGGAUUUAAUGCAUAUUUAAUUAUUCAUCGUAGGUCUUCCCAGUUUUCCCGUUUGUAAUUCUGCUGAAAUGUGCACAACUUAUGUGGAAUAAUUAAUAUAUAAUGUCUGCUGAGCUGUGCACAGCUAGAAAGCCGGCUGUCGUUAAUGUGAGUAGAACUGAUGGGCCCAGAACCAAAGAGGAAAGUGGAACCAUUGUAGUGGCGUUUCUCAGUGAAGGAUCUCUGACAGAACGAUUUGUGGAUAUUGUCAUUUCAUUGCAAAGAGUGAUAACAACACCAAAACUCUUCGUAGGCCAAAACUUCGUCGUCUUUCAAGUCUGCAGAAGGUGUGUUGUACUCAAAAAGGAAAUUAAGGGUGUGAUGCUCCUUCAACCUGCAACACACACACACAUGUACACACAAAUACACACACACACACACACACACACACAGUUCUGAAAAAAAAAUGAUAAAUGCACUUUUCAAAUGUUUAUUUUUUGGAAUGAUAAAUUCUUACAUAUCAGCCAAUCUAAUGCAAGAGGGUUUUUAAGUACGUAGAACCUGAUUUGGAACCUUAAAAAAAAAAACUCACCUCUCUGCAAGUUUAUGGAGCUAAUGCGAACUGUUCCAUCAAAGUGGUUUUUGCACCGUCUGUAUCAGGGCAUGUGCUUUGGCUUAUCCAUGUUCAUGAACAAAGUACUCACAGUGUGCAUCGGCGGCGACCGGAGGCUGCCUUCCACCUGGGAAGCACACGCAAAAAAAAAAACAGGACGUGCGACCGACAACAGACGCACUUCUGCCAUGAGAAACCAACUAAAAGAUGACUCAGUACGAACUGUACAGCUGCAGGCAGAAUGCGAGUAAUUAGAAACACGAUCUGCUCCUGAAGCAAUACAACUGGCGUCAUCGACAGCAACAGCCUGUCAAGGAAAGUUACAGUAAACCAUACUUGAUUUACUACUGUUUUUUAAGUUCAACUUUUACCACUGUGUACCAUGACCUUUCAUCAGCUGAGGGAAAUGAUAAGAUCUUUUUUUUUUUUUAACCUAAUGCCUUAUUUAUUAUUGAGUUUUUGGAUGUCUCUGGCAGAUUGCCAAAUCAGUAUACUGUAUAUUCUUUUCUUUUUUUGUCCUUCUGUACAUGAGCAGAGGUUUACAAUAAAAUAAAUACCCAUCACUUUACUGUGGGAAGCAGUCCAUGAUUCAUACAGGUUCAGUGGAUGCUCAGUGUAAAACAAAAAACAACAACAACAACUUGCUGUAUGUAAACUAUAAGUAUUAAACAAACUCUUUCAUCUGAACUGUA